Molecule: messenger RNA, 1134 nt
Organism: Drosophila kikkawai
Lineage: Eukaryota; Metazoa; Arthropoda; Insecta; Diptera; Drosophilidae
Product: transmembrane reductase CYB561D2
Molecular function (GO): heme binding; transmembrane monodehydroascorbate reductase activity
Source: RefSeq, a predicted model, not a curated record
UAAGCGUUGUCGGGAGCAGACGAUGACUUGAGGCAUCGGCGGUCAGACAAAGUUCAAUGGGCGUAUCGGUCGACACAUUUACCAUUUAAUUGCCAUCGUAUUCGGAGCUACAAUAAACAUUUUGAGCCAAUUUGUCUGUGAAAAGGCAGGCGGUAUUAUCAGUCGGCAAUUGUACAAAUGUUAACACGAAAAUAACAUUAUUCCAAAGCGCUGAUAAAAGCUAGUGUUCCGAAAACCGAAACUACAAUGUCCGAGAGUCAGCAGCAGCCAGUCGUCAGUAGAACGCAGCGAGCCGUCGACUACGGCAGCACGAUCCGGACGGAGUCACACAGACAGCCCUCAUUCGUACUUGUUCAAUCCCCGCGACGCUACUCGAAAAUGUCCCACAGCACGCUGUCGUCCGGCCACGAGGCCCAGGAUCGUCUGCAGAGAUUGGAGUACUUCUUGAACGUUCUCAACCAGAUGUGCAUUGGAUUCGUUACCAUCUACAUGUCGUAUUUGACCCUGCGGACCGGUCUAGCCGGCACCGGUCUGCACGCCUGGCUGGUGACCAUUGGGUUCUCGUUUUUCAUGGCCGAGGGCGUGAUGAUCCAUUACGGUGGAAAUGUCUUGACUAACGGAUACAAGCGUCAUACGAAGACAACCAUCCAUUGGGUGCUCCUGACGCUGGGCGGAGGCUGUGGGGCAGCCGGUGCCCUCAUCAAAAUGAUACAGAAGGGGUUUUUGCUACAAUCGACCCACGGAAAACUGGGAAUGACCGCCUUUAUACUCUGCAUUCUGGCCAUGUCCUCCGGUUUGUCGGCACUGUUUUCGCAGCGUUUAAAAAGGUUGAUUACCCCAUUGCUAAACAAGACAUUCCACAAUUUCCUGGGCUUCGCUUGCUUCGUAAUCGCUCUGGUGACCCAGUUUUACGGCUACCAGACGGGCUACUUCAAGAGUCGCAGUGAAACGGAUCUUCAAAUCCUCAUGAAGUGCCUAACCCUCAUAUCGUUGGUCCUGUCGAGCUACGGCCCCAUGAAAGCGCUCUAUCAAAAAUGCGUGAAUAUAUCGCACCAGUUUUAAUUGGGAGAAUCAGACUUCAAUUUUCGAAUGUUGUACAUAUACUAAAUAAAUAGGUAUUCCAUUUAAAAUUAA